AUGCCAUCCUUGUUUGCCGAGAUAGGUGUCGCAGUUCUAAUUCUUGCAGUCGGAUCUUGCAACAAUGUUGUUAGUAAGAUCUUGUUCCAAACAAAAGGAGAAGGAUUUGAUGGCACAAUUCAAACAUAUGAGAAACCAUGGUUUUUAACAACAAUUAUGUUUGUCGGCGAGUUCCUUUGCUUGAUCAUUUAUGGAGUAUGUUGGGCAGUUUUCAAGUGCACAAAGAAGGAAGAUGACAAUAAUGAUGCUUCACUUGAUUCAUUAGGAGAAGAAGAAAACAAGGAGAAAAUUGUUUUUAUUACAAGAAAAGAAUGCGAACAAGAUCCAACAGGCGGACUAAAGUGGAAGUUGCCAUUAUAUGUCUUAUUGUUUGCAGCUUGCGAUCUAAUUGCUACAACAUUGCUAAAUAUUGGCCUUGUAUUUUGCAAUGCCUCAGUUAUCCAAAUCAUCAGAGGAAUGGUUAUUGUUUUUACAUUACUUUUCUCUUGGGGAUUCCUCGGAAGAAAGCCAAAUCUUUUCCAAGUUACAGGAGUUGUUAUUGCUCUCAUUGGUUUGGUUCUCGUUGGAGUUUCAGCUGUCAUUAGCAAUGGAUCUGGAGAAACUAAGUUCCAAGUUAAAUCUUUGAUUGGUAUUGGACUCACCCUUGGUGGACAGAUUUUCUCCGCUAUCCAAUUCACAUUUGAAGAGAAAGUCUUAAAGGGAAUUAGAAUUCCACCAUUGUUCUUAGUUGGUUGCGAAGGCGUUGCAGGUCUUAUUUUGUGCAUUGCAAUUGCUCUUCCAGCUGCAAACGCAAUCCAUGGCAGCGAUUACGGCAGACAAGAAUACUUCAAGAACACAUGGUAUAUGCUAUGGCAUGAAUCACAAAUUACAUUAUUAUCAUUUGCAUCCAUGAUUUGCAUUACUUUCUUGAACUGGACAUCAUUCGUUUAUGUAAAGUACCUAUCGGCAGUUGCAAGAACAUUAGUUGAUGCAUGCAGAACAAUUCUUCUUUGGAUCAUUAUGGUUAUUGUUUACUAUGCAACAAGCCAUGGAUUUGGCGAAGGUGUUACAUAUUAUACAAUUCUUCAAGCUAUUGGUUUCAUAUUUAUGAUGACUGGAACAGUUACAUACAAUAACAUUGCAGGAUUAGGUCAGAAAGUUAUAAGAAUUACAUGCUGCUGCUUCUUAAGUGAAGAUCAAGAGGAGAAAAAGAUUGAUGAAACAGAGAAGAAAUCAGGCUCAUCAUAUUCUGUAAGUGAAGACAAUAAAGAUUCAACAAGAUCAGUUGACAGUGAUUCUAAAAAGGAAACUGUAUAG
Messenger RNA from Trichomonas vaginalis G3, 1296 nucleotides. Its product is annotated as negative regulation of mitochondrial outer membrane permeabilization protein. Gene Ontology annotation, cellular component: intracellular membrane-bounded organelle; membrane. The record is from RefSeq and is a predicted model, not a curated record. The transcript has a single exon. Bases 1 to 1296 code for a protein of 431 amino acids. NCBI's taxonomy places the organism in Eukaryota, Parabasalia, Trichomonadida, Trichomonadidae.